AGGAGUCCUAUAGCGAGGUCGUAGCCAACCUGGAGCGAAAGUUGGAGCAGUCUGCGAUGGGUGAAGGAUAUGAUAGUUCUAGGCUGGGAAAGGGCAAGGAGAGAUGCAGUGCAUGGCUUUAGUAUUUGAAAAAGUUUGGCCUUGAUGACGAGACUGAUGAGACUGAGGAAGAUGAAGAGGAUGAGUGGCUUGAUGAGGAUGACGAGGAUGACGAGGAUGACGAGGAUGGCUGGAUUGACGACGAUGAUGAGGACGAGGAUGAUUUUGGUGAAUUUAACACUACUGCAACUCAAACGGGAAAGAGGGCACAUCAGCAGAUUUCCUCUUUAGGCCUAGUACGAGCGUUGUUGUAGACUCUGAGUCAGCUGGGUUCUGCGGGGAUCGAUCAGCUUCGACAAUCAACAAAAUCAUUGGCAUUAAAGACGUGGUCUUGCUCCUGUACUAUUUCCAGAUUAUUCGUCUAAUUGCCCAAAAGGAAACAUGUCCUUUGAACUAAAGGAAAAGGGUAAUCGACUCUACAAAGAGGGCGAUUACAAUGGCGCUGAAGAACUCUUCUCUCAAGCGAUCCAGAAGAACACCCGCGAACCAACCUUCUUCACCAACCGCGCCCUAACCCGCCUGCGCCUGGAGAAAUGGCCCGGUGUCGAACAAGAUGCCCGCGCCGCCAUCGCGCUCUACGGACACGAAAGUCCCAACCGUCUCAAAAGCUCCAGUUAUCUUGUACAAGCACUCCUGGGCCAACACCAACCACAAGCCGCUUACGAUAUCGCCAUUGAAGCCUACCGCGACAGUCUCUCCGCCAAGUCCCCGCAGACCGAGAGCCUCUCCAAGUUUGUCCUGCGGGCUAAGCAGCAGAUCUGGGCGCUUAAGGAGACCCGACGCCUGCGCGAAAUGAACGAUACCCUUGCGACGGUGGAGGGGCUUAUCGAGGCUGAGCUGCAGCGCUCGCUAGACGACCUGCGCCGUCAGCUGGACGCCGGAGAGAUCGGGGAGAUCGGAUAUGUGGAGGAUGAGAAGGCACUGCGUGGGGACGUGGAGAAGAACAUCCAGAAUACUCGCGAGGCGUUCCGGGCUACGUCGAAGGGGGAGAUUGCUGAGCGGGUGGUGCCGGACUAUCUGGUCGAUGGGAUCUCAUUCGAGGUCAUGCACGAUCCGGUCAUUACGCCGUCGGGGACCAGUUUUGAUCGCGUGGGGAUCGUCAAGUAUGUUGAGCAGUCUGGGACUGACCCCUUGACGAGAGUGGGCAUGUCGGUUAAAGAUCUACGGCCUAAUUAUGGGCUUAAGGCGGCUUGUGAGGAGUUCUUGGAUAAGAAUGGGUGGGCGGUUGAUUGGUGAUCUUGCUUCCUUUCGCUCUAGACAUUGCCUUUUUUUUCUUUCUUUCUUCUUUUGCUUUUAUUAUUGCAUCAAAUACCCGUCGUUUUGCUAGCAUUUAUGGCGUUGGUUGGCUACCUAAUUUACAAUGUCAGAUAGAGUAUCAUCGCAAUGUAGAGUUGUACAAAUAGAUUCCCUUCAUAAUUCGCAUAAAUCAGUCAUCAGACUCACAUCCCGGCAAAAAUAGCUAGACUACCCCACUUCUCCCCCACCAUCAACAAGACUCAACCACCUCAACGCAUCUCAUCCUCCAUCACUACAAACCACAAGACCACUCCUAUCGAUCCUAUCUUUAUUCACGAAACAAAACGCCAAAAUGUCCGCCUACCUCAACACCAUCACCAAUACCUCCUCUUUCACCCCCGAGGUCCAAAAUGCCGCGGCCGCCCUAGC
Molecule: messenger RNA, 1764 nt
Organism: Aspergillus glaucus CBS 516.65
Lineage: Eukaryota; Fungi; Ascomycota; Eurotiomycetes; Eurotiales; Aspergillaceae
Product: putative U-box domain protein
Exons: 2
Coding region: 481-1335 (284 amino acids)
Biological process (GO): protein polyubiquitination; protein quality control for misfolded or incompletely synthesized proteins; proteasome-mediated ubiquitin-dependent protein catabolic process
Cellular component (GO): cytoplasm
Molecular function (GO): protein-folding chaperone binding; ubiquitin protein ligase activity
Source: RefSeq, a predicted model, not a curated record